This is a messenger RNA of Hyposmocoma kahamanoa, 2227 nucleotides long. Its product is annotated as tetratricopeptide repeat protein 25-like. The record is from RefSeq and is a predicted model, not a curated record. NCBI's taxonomy places the organism in Eukaryota, Metazoa, Arthropoda, Insecta, Lepidoptera, Cosmopterigidae. The transcript is spliced from 12 exons. The coding region runs from base 165 to 1994 and encodes 609 amino acids. Gene Ontology annotation, molecular function: protein binding.
UGUGUAAAUGAAAAUUCUUUAUCGUUCACUCUUAGCUUUUUUCUUUUCCGCCAUUUCAGUGUCGUCGUUAUUCUUUAGGGCGGAAAGGCUAUUGUCACCUUGUUUGCGCUCUAAAGGACAUACACACCUUGUAAAAACCCACGUAGUUAUUGUUGCAAGACACAAUGGCACUUAAAAUGAAGAUGAGAAAAAAAUUGGAAUUCGAAGAGAAGCCUCUGUUUAAUGUCGUAACUGUAUAUAGAGAAAGAGGAAAUUACUUGCAACGCCUCGAGCUCUUCGAGAAAGCAAUACAGUCCUAUAAUGAGGCACUAAGGUGGAACAACAAUGAUGUCCCUUCUCUCCUCGGCCGCAGCCAAGCUAGAAGUAAAGUAACACAAUACAAGGGAGCUUUAGAAGACGUGGCUAGAGCAACUGAGUUGGAACCCGAGAAUAUGACCGCACUGCAAAUUCGAGCGAAAACCGAGUACGAAAAGUGUGCUUUUGAGCGCUCCCUGGUAUUGGCACAUCGAGGACUCAAAAUACGCAAGGUCCCACCAGAUUUUGCCGAUUGCGCCGGCAUUGCUGAGGAAACGGUGCGUGAAUGUGUUGGUAAAUCUGCAUUGAAAAUGCUAGCGAAAGUCGAUGCGUCUUUGAUGUUAAGACUAGAGGAUAGGCUAAAGGCAGAACUAGUUGAUGAAGACGCUCCUGUUGCCCUAAAGAGAGUUAGCCGAAUGCAGCCGCAGCCUACUCGACGGAGCCAGGAAAUGUCAAGAGUGGAAUUGCAGAAAUCUCAACAGAUAUCUCGGCUCAUGUCAUCUAAAUACUUAGAAAGGAUGGCGCAUGACAAAUAUUUUCUGGACAAAUUAUGCAGAGAUGAUCGAUUGAUGUCUGCUAAUGUGAAAGAUUCCUUAAAAUUGAAACAGCUAGCUGCGAAAGCUCUUGCUGAUGUUAAAACACGUCAGGACGUAUUACGCGAACGUCGUCCCCUCUACGCCGCGAGAGCAGCUGAAGAGGCUGCAAGAAAACGCUUGCUUAGCCGCCGAAAAGAACAACUAUCUCGAGCGCAAGCGCAACAUAUUACAGACGCUAAUCGUCUCUUGCAAACCACGCAAAAUAUGUACGAGCAACGCGACACUACAAAAUGUCUGGAAAACGCGGAAUUUGCUAUGGAACAAAUCGCAAGAAAACCAGCCCGUUUGCUACCAGGCAAAGAGAAAUUUAUACAGCAAUUGCAAGAUCUUGUUGCCUCUGCUUUCUUGGAUCAGAAACGGGUGUCUCUCAAUAUGAGCGAAUCAGAUCGUGAGAAGCGUGCUUUCGUACUGCUCGGCAUAGCUUUAUCUCGGGAACCAAGUCGGGAUUCCGUACUCCGUGUAAGACCGCCGGCACCACCUCGCGAUGCCAAACGACGUUUGCGCACGUUAGAGCGUUCGCUUAACCUAAGCACCCGUGCAUCAGAACGUUGCUACAUUCUUCACGAGAUCGCACGUUUGCAUGUCGACACCAAGCAAUCGCUGAAAGCGAGAUUCUUUGCUAUGAAAUGCCAAGCAGAAGCGCGUGCCGCAAAUUUGCGCGUCUGGUUGCUAAACUCAACAUUCCUGCUGGCUCGCUGUCACAUCCAGCAGAACAAUCGCCCUGAAGCACGUGCUUCGCUCAUUGAAGGCGCUGCCCUGGCCCGCUCUUACAGACUUGGCAAUGUAGCGGAAUUUUUUGACACAUGUGUAAACGUAUCAACAGAAGGUGAAAUUGAAGCGGCAGAAGCUGAAUUGGAAGAGAGAGAGAAAGCCAUGGUCAGUCUGAUGCAGGAUGAUGAUCUUAAAGCAGCUGCUGAGUAUCUUUUCAGAAGAAUGUCUGUUAUGCCAACAAACAGACGAUUCUCAAUAAUGCCAGGGGCAAAAAUGGAGGACAGCACGCCGAAUGUCAACCGCAGAAUUUCUAUUAAUCCGGCAAUGCAGAAACCUACGCAAAUUGCCUCUAAGAAAACGAAAGUGCUGGGUCUUUCGGAUUUCGAUUACUAAAUAAUGUUUCAUUUUUUUAUGUAGUGUCUAAUCCUGUUCACUAUUUUUGUUUUCAUAAUCACUUUGAACAAUUCCCUCGUAAAGAACCUUCGCGUUCUCAGACACGUGCGAAUUUUUUUAAUACUAAUAAUUGAAAUCAAUAACUAUACACUUACCUGUAAAGGUCUCAAUCGUGUUUAAAGUAUUUAAUCAUUCCAUGAGCAUAAUUGGGUAAUUUUCAAGUUAGUUUUCCC